AUGCAAGGGACCCAGACUCGCUUCAGCCAGGAGCCAGCUGACCAGACUGUGGUGGCCGGACAGCGGGCCGUGCUCCCCUGUGUGCUGCUCAACUACUCGGGGAUCGUGCAAUGGACCAAGGACGGGUUAGCGCUUGGCAUGGGCCAGGGACUCAAAGCCUGGCCGCGGUACCGGGUCGUGGGCUCUGCAGACGCCGGGCAGUACAACCUGGAGAUCACAGACGCCGAGCUCUCUGACGAUGCCUCUUACGAAUGUCAGGCCACCGAGGCCGCCCUGCGCUCCCGGCGGGCGAAACUCACCGUGCUCAUCCCCCCAGAGGACAUCAGGAUUGACGGAGGUCCGGUACUUCUGCUGCAAGCAGGCACCCCCCACAACCUCACAUGCCGAGCCUUUAAUGCCAAGCCUGCUGCUACCAUCAUCUGGUUCCGGGAUGGGACUCAGCAGGAGGGUGCUGUGGCCAGCACGGAGCUGCUGCAGGACGGGAAGAGGGAGACUACCACCAGCCAGUUGCUCAUUAACCCCACCGACCUGGACAUUGGGCGCGUCUUCACCUGUCGCAGCAUGAAUGAAGCCAUCCCUAGUGGCAAGGAGACGUCGAUUGAACUUGAUGUUCACCACCCUCCUACGGUGACCCUGUCCAUUGAGCCACAGACGGUACAGGAGGGCGAGCGUGUUGUCUUUACAUGCCAGGCCACAGCCAACCCUGAGAUCCUGGGCUACAGAUGGGCCAAGGGAGGCUUCUCGAUUGAAGAUGCCCAUGAGAGUCGCUAUGAGACGCACGUUGACUAUUCCUUCUUCACGGAGCCUGUGUCCUGUGAGGUUUACAACAAAGUGGGCAGCACCAAUGUCAGCACUUUAGUAAAUGUCCACUUUGCCCCCCGGAUUGUAGUUGACCCUAAACCUACGACUACAGACAUUGGCUCUGAUGUGACUCUCACCUGUGUCUGGGUCGGGAAUCCCCCCCUCACUCUCACCUGGACCAAAAAGGACUCAAACAUGGUCCUGAGUAACAGCAACCAGCUGCUGCUGAAGUCCGUGACGCAGGCAGACGCGGGCACCUACACCUGCCGGGCUAUCGUGCCUCGCAUAGGAGUGGCAGAGCGGGAGGUGCCACUUUACGUGAACGGGCCCCCCAUUAUCUCCAGCGAGGCAGUGCAGUAUGCUGUCAGGGGCGACGGUGGCAAGGUGGAGUGUUUCAUCGGGAGCACGCCACCCCCGGACCGCAUUGCAUGGGCAUGGAAGGAGAACUUCCUGGAGGUGGGGACCCUGGAACGCUAUACGGUGGAGAGGACCAACUCAGGCAGUGGGGUGCUGUCUACACUCACCAUCAACAAUGUCAUGGAGGCCGACUUCCAGACCCACUAUAACUGCACUGCCUGGAACAGCUUCGGGCCAGGCACGGCCAUCAUCCAGCUGGAGGAGCGAGAGGUGCUACCUGUGGGCAUCAUCGCCGGAGCCACCAUCGGUGCGGGCAUCCUGCUCACCUUCUUCUUUGUCGCCUUGGUGUUCUUCCUCUACCGGCGUCGCAAAGGCAGUCGUAAGGAUGUGACCCUGAGGAAGCUGGACAUCAAGGUGGAGACAGUGAACCGUGAGCCGCUCACAAUGCAUUCCGACCGGGAGGACGAUACCGCGAGCGUCUCCACAGCCACCCGGGUCAUGAAAGCCAUCUACUCAUCCUUCAAAGACGACGUGGACCUGAAGCAGGACCUGCGCUGCGAUACCAUCGACACCCGGGAGGAGUAUGAAAUGAAGGACCCCACCAACGGCUACUACAACGUGCGUGCCCACGAGGACCGACCAUCGUCCAGGGCGGUGCUCUACGCCGACUACCGCCCCGCCACGCCGGCGGGCACCGACUCAGCCAGCCAGCUGUCCUACGACAACUACGAGAAGUUCAGCGCCCAUCCCUUCCCCGGGGCGCCGGGGUACCCCACCUACCGACUGGGUUACCCCCAGGCCCCGCCCUCCGGCCUGGAGCGGACCCCGUUCGAGGCCUACGACCCCAUCGGCAAGUUCGCCACGGCCACGCGCUUCUCCUACACGUCGCAGCACUCGGACUACGGGCAGCGCUUCCAGCAGCGCAUGCAGACGCACGUGUAGGGCCGCAGCCUGCGGCACCUCUGCGGGGCAGAGGAGAAGCUGUUCCCUGAUAUUCAGGGCCAUUGCUCGUGGCUCCUGUCCCCCACCAGCCUUCCCCUUCCGCCACGGCAGGUGGGGAGUAGGUCUCCCCGAAACGCCCCACCCGAGGUGCUCUGUGCAUGCCCCAGCCUCCUGGGCCUGCCCUUCCCUCCUCGCCGGGAGGGAGGAUGUGUCUUCUGACCUGCUCUGGCGCCUGGCCCCAGCGUGGGGGUGGGGAAGGGAAGGUUGUGGAGCGGAGGGGGCACUUUUUAGCAUUCCCUUUCUAUCCUGCCCUCUGCCUCCCAUAAGCAGAUGGAGGAGUUCAUGUGGGAAUGCGUAGACUUUGGCCUAGGGGACAUGAAGUAUAGGGGUGAGUGGCUCUGGCACAUAUAGGUGGAAACAGGAUGGCCUGGCCAGAACUUCUGUCAUCUGCAUUUAUACCCUGGUGUAUCUCCUUCAGAAUUGCAGAAGGGGCCUUGGAUUUCUUUUAUCUCUGUCUAGAGAACAACCCUGGCACUGAGUUCAAAUCCAGCUCUCAUUUAGCUGAGAUGAAAAUGCCAGUCAUCUUGGCUGCCCACUGUGCACACCUGUGUGCCAGUCUGCAGAGGGAUCCAGGUGUCUCCGGUAGCGCUGCCCCUUUCCCUCUCCUCUAUGCUGGGCUAGCUGAUGCGUCAGAAGGUCAUGGUGGAAGAAGGAAAGGUCAGGAACCAUGUCCUGACUCACCAGCAAGACAACUGUGUGCUACCUGGCAGCUUCCACAGCCCACACUAGGGGAGCCCACCCAAGCCCCUCUCUCCCCAAUCUGCCCGGCUUCCUGGUUUGAACUCUUGAGCCUACCUGGGGAGUUGUGGGUGAGAGGGUAGGGUACUGUAGGCUAGUUUUCAAAGAAAACAACAAUAAAAGUCUCAUUUGGGAAAAAAAAAGUAAUAAAGCUGUAGGGAUUUCCCCCACCCAAAUAUAAGUCCUAGUGGAAAGGAAAGGGGGCACCUGUUCUCUACCAGAUUCCUAACACCUUCCAUUACUCUUUCCAUCUCCAGGCACUUUGAAUUCAUUUUUAAACAUCCAGGUGGUGAGACCUAUCUUGCGGAUGGGCCUUGACAGGCUUAGGGAGGGAACCUUGGCUAGAGGCCACCUUCCAGGGAGCAUGGGAGAUGUGCUCUUUACCCAGGUUUUGCUUUAGCAUCUUUUUUUCCCCCCCUCUUGGAUCAGUCAUAUUCCUCCUCUUUGCAGUGCCUUGAGCUUGGGUUGGCCAGCCCUGUGUGGGAGGCUCUGCAGGGAGUGGGUAUUCUGAGCCCCAGACAUACUGUCAAGCGUUGCAGAAUUUAGGAGACAGAUGGGUCAGGGCCAGGUAAGAGGAAGGGCAGAUUGAGUAAGGUGGCACAGAGGACACUGCCGGCAGCCGUGACCCGUGCUGACACAUACACAUGCAUGUACACAGUCCACCUGGCUCUUCCCAGCCACCACCUGCUAACCAAAGAGAACCAGCACUCCAAAGAAAACCCAGGUCGGCCUCCCCUUCCCACCGAUCAGGGUCUGGAGGGUGCUCCUAACUCGCUCAGCCCUGACUACGGAGGUGGGGCUUCCUGUGCAAUGCCCAGAAUGUUCAUGGCCCUUUCUCCUGGUCACCAUUCAUUCCUCAUGUUUGCUUUAAUGAGUUAAGUGCUGAUCAGCCAUGGGCCAUCACCACCCUUUCGGGUGGGUCUGUGGUGUGACAUUCCUUGCCAUCUCCCCCACCCCCACCACUGGUAAGGAUCAGUUAAUGUCCAGGAAGAAAGUAGCUCCAGUUCUGGCCUCCCAGCUACCUCUGUGUCCUCCAGAAGGGACUAGAGCCCCACCAACCCACCCUUUCCAAAGCCUGGUCCAGGCUCCUGCCCAUGUCCGCCCCGGGAAGUUCAUGCCUCCUGUGUGAUCCUUUACGUAAGCUCAGCGACAGGGCCUGCUAAGGGUGCAGGCUCCUCUGCAGACAGAUCUGUGCGUAUUUUUAUUAUUUUCACAGAAACCAAAAGCCACGGGUAAUCCGGUUAAACAGGAAUAUUCCAAAAUGCAUUUUUUUGGGGGGGUUUGGUCAGAUUCUCUUAUUUUCCCCUUUUUAGUUUAAAUGUUGGGCCCAUUCUGUUGAAACGAUGGAGAGGAGGGGGCCCAAGGUCACUAGGAAGGUCCGCUAACAUUGCAGGGCCCAUUCAUUUUCUGAUGUCUGAUGCAGAGCUACUUCGCGCUCUCCGACCCUUAACACCUUAACUGGGGCCUCCAAGCAAGUGAUGCCGUGCAAGGCGCAGGGAGACGUCGGCCACCAAAGUCGUCUCUGUUUGCCACAACUGGCACUCAGCUCCAGUCAGAAUCUGAAGUGGGACCUACGGGUUAGGCCAAGUGGAACCACUUUUCUGGGGAGUAGAAGGUGCCCUUGAACAUAGAACUUUGCUGUCUAAAGCCGGAGUCCUCCAGUGUGGUUCCUCAGUACUGGAUGUGGUCACCUUGGUGGUCCUGACCACUUUUUUUGGUCAAGGGGUUUAGGAGUCAGGAGACCCGGGACCUCAUUCUAAAGUCAUUUACUGAGUGACCGUGGCCUACUUUUCAUUGCCUCGGAUUUCCUGGCCUGUAGAUGAAGGAGAAGGGUUGCACAAACCUAGAAUUCUGCUAUUUCUCUCUGUUUGGUGAACUAGAACAGCCUGGGCAUCCCUGGCGAGGAGUUGCGGACAGUGGGCUAAGGGAUGGAGGAGUCGAAAGGGUCCCUUAGAGAAGCUUUCACCACUGGCUUCAUUGUCUUGUCAGAAGUACUGUGAAUGAGUUUCCACUAAGGAACCCCUUGAUCCUAAACAGCACCAAAAAGCAUGCCCUAAGCCUCAGUAAAAUUAAUGCAGGGUUAUUCUUUGACUGUUGGGUAACUGUACUGCUCCCCACACAGAAUUCUGACAGUUUUGCAAGGGUGUCUAUGGCCAAGGCAGGGUGUGUAUCCACUGUGACUGUAUCCAGGUUUCAGACAACUUCCAUGGUGACAAAUGGGAGUAGCCAGCUGCCACUCAUGCUCAGGAGCAUUUUCCUGACUAGGGACCACUUACAAGGUGAAGCCUGCAGGCUAAGCUGCUUUGAGCCAGGGGACCAGGCAUAAGUGCAGCCGGUCCCUCUGUGAAGGAACACAGAGGAAGGGCAGAUGGGUCCAGCAGUAACGGCAAAUUCUGAAUCUUGAAGAGGUUCUUGUGAUCCUGGGUGAGCUGUUGUUUCUUUGUGGAGGGCCUAGCCUCCAUCCUAAACCCUGGGCCCCUCAAAGCCCAGCCACAGAGUUUGCAUUAAGCAAAAACCUUCAAUCAGAAAGGGAAGUGGCCAGGGAUAGGAGCAGUGCUAUUUUUCUAACAGAUGUCUUGCUUGGGAUGAAAUGGUUUGACCACUGUGUCU
This is a messenger RNA of Miniopterus natalensis, 5508 nucleotides long. Lineage: Eukaryota; Metazoa; Chordata; Mammalia; Chiroptera; Miniopteridae. The record is from RefSeq and is a predicted model, not a curated record.